CACUGAACGUUCCCGACCUCAGUCUGCGAUCGAAUCUCGCCUGGACCGUACGUCCACUUCGACUCUACCCUCUACAUCGAUAUUAAACACGACAAAUAAAAACAUUUCAAAAAGUUUUGUUAACGUGAGUGAUAUCGAUAUUCUCGAUAGUGGCAAGUGAACGAUAAAUUUAAACUUUUGUCAAAUUGAAUCGACUUUCGGACCCUAGUGUUUUGGAUACAAUGAAGGUUCUAGUUAAGGAUGAAGUUUGUGUUGGUGGGAAUGAGCCGACGGUGGAAGUGGAGUCUAAAUUAACCAAGGAGGAACUGAAUAGAGGCUGUCCCCUUGGAGUAUCCCGGGUAACAAACCAGCUGUUCGUAUGCGGCGCACACGCACUCCCCGGGGCCGUGAAGGCGCUCCGCCCCGGCCUGGUGGUCAACGCAGCGCCGGAGCUUCCACCCCCACCUGAGGACUACGUCCCCAGACACUACGUCCCACUGCUCGAUACCCCCAAUUCGGAUAUGCAUCCCUUUAUGGAACGCGUUGCUGACCUUAUCAAUGAGGUGGUCACAAGAGGAGAGAUAGUACUGGUACACUGCGUGGCUGGCGUGUCGAGGUCAGUGACCCUCUGUCUGGCGUACCUGGUCAAAUGGCAGAAGAUGACCCUCGGAGACGCCUAUCACCACAUGAAACAGCGACGACCGCAAAUCCGACCGAACACUGGCUUCUUCAAACAGCUGAUCAAGUAUGAGGAGAGAUUAUUUGGUGAAGCGUCAGUCAAGAUGGUGUACUGUGAGGCGAUAGACAAGGAGAUCCCCGACGUGUACGAACCUGACUACAGAGGCAUGAUGUGGUUCAGACAGAGAUACGGACCCAUUGAGAAGAGCUGAAGAUGACAGAUGAUGAUCAUCAUGUACUGACAGACUGACCGACUGAUUAAUGUUUAAGUUUCUAGUAUGAAGUGAUCUAGGCGAAUGAGAGUUGGUAAUACUUCAUACCACAUAAGGUCGUGAUUCUAAAAAAACCCAGUAUUUAAUGAAAAUUGGAACUUAUAGUCGAGCCGUGCGGUAUAAAGUGUUACCAUUCUUAUAGCUACAAAAUGUAGAGGGAAGUUGAGAAAUGGAUUCGUGUGAUUGAGAAAAGUGAUAACUUGUAUAGAUAAGGAUAUUAAAUUAAGACUGAGGGGAUGAAUGGAAGAAUUGCAUGAUAAGUAAUGAAUCUGUAGAAGAUAUAACAAAAAAGCUAAAAAAAUUAACGUUGUCAAAUAUAUUUCCUGCUUUUUGUUAUAAUUUAUGCAUAUCUAAUAUAUUAGAUGGAACUAUAUGUAAUACUAGAUGUGAUAAUGAAUAUUGUAAUAUUAAUUACACUACAUCUAAUUAUUAAUUAUGUUGAUGGGACCAAAAAUAAAUACGUUAAUAAUUGUGA
Pectinophora gossypiella (pink bollworm) is the source of this 1404-nucleotide messenger RNA. Its product is annotated as dual specificity protein phosphatase 14. The record is from RefSeq and is a predicted model, not a curated record. NCBI's taxonomy places the organism in Eukaryota, Metazoa, Arthropoda, Insecta, Lepidoptera, Gelechiidae. Gene Ontology annotation, biological process: protein dephosphorylation. Gene Ontology annotation, cellular component: cytoplasm. Gene Ontology annotation, molecular function: protein tyrosine/serine/threonine phosphatase activity. The transcript is spliced from 4 exons. Bases 222 to 869 code for a protein of 215 amino acids.